ACGCUUUUAUUGUGAAAACCCUAGCGGAGCGGAAGUUGACAGUUAGCAUCCCCCGUAGCGACAGCAGUGAGUGUGUGUCUGUGUGUGUGUGUGUGUAUGCGUGUGUUCCGGUGUGAAGAUGUUACCUUUAUCUGUUAAAGACGACGAGUACAAACCCGCCAAGUUCAACCUGCUGCUGAAGCUCUCAGGAUGGUUCAGGUCGAUCCUCGCGGACAAAACGUCCCGGAAUCUGUUCUUCUUCCUGUGCCUCAACCUGUCCUUCGCCUUCGUGGAGCUGACCUACGGUAUCUGGAGCAACAGUCUAGGUCUGAUCUCCGACUCCUUCCACAUGUUCUUUGACUGCACCGCUCUGCUGGCAGGUCUGGCAGCCUCCGUCAUCUCCAGGUGGAGGUCCAACGACAGCUUCUCCUACGGUUACGUCCGAGCAGAAGUUCUGGCCGGCUUCGUGAACGGACUCUUCCUCAUCUUCACAGCCUUCUUCAUCUUCUCUGAAGGAGUCGAGAGAGCUCUGGAGCCUCCAGAUGUUCACCACGACCGGCUGCUUCCUGUGUCUAUAGCUGGCCUGCUGGUCAACCUGGUGGGGAUCUUUGUGUUCCAGCACGGAGGCCACGGACACUCUCACGGAGAGGAAGGUCACGGCCACAGUCACUCUCUGUUUAACGGCAGCGCCAACCACAGACACAGUCACGGAGGACACCAGAGCAAACAUGACGGUCACGGACACAGCCACGGGGGACACGACGGUCACGGACACAGCCACGGGGGACACGACGGUCACGGACACAGCCACGGGGGACACGACGGUCACGGACACAGCCAUGGGGGACAUGGCGAGCCUCCCUGUCCCGACGAGCUGCUGCACACGCCGGGGAAAGGAGCCAGCAAACAGAUCCUGCAGGGUGUGCUGCUCCACAUCAUAGCUGAUACUCUGGGCAGUGUGGGUGUGAUCAUCUCUGCUCUGCUGAUGCAGAAAUACGACCUGAUGAUAGCAGACCCCAUCUGCUCCAUGCUCAUCUCCCUCCUCAUCGGAGUCAGCGUGGUGCCGUUACUGAGAGAGUCCAUCGGCAUCCUGAUGCAGAGGACGCCACCGUCCCUGGACCACGCUCUGCCCGAGUGUUACCAGAGGGUGCAGCAGCUGCAGGGAGUUUAUAACCUUCAGGACCCUCACUUCUGGACUCUGUGUUCAGACGUUUACAUCGGGACGCUGAAGCUGCUGGUCGCCCCGGACGCAGACACCCGCUGGAUCCUCAGCCAGACACACCACAUCUUCACACAGGCUGGCGUUCGACAGCUGUACGUUCAGAUCGACACGGCGGCCAUGUAGAGGCUCCGCCUCUGAACCCCUGGGACCAAUCACAUUCAGUCUGCUCUGACCUCUGACCCCCCCGAGUCUCUGCAGGACAGACUAAGAACUGUACUGAUCUCCCAUGAUGCUCCAGUCCAACUCAAACAGACCCACCCCUUUUUUUUUUUAAACUUACCUGUCCGUAUUAUCGGGGACCCCAUCUCCCCCCCCCCCGACUGCACUUUGUAGACUUGAGCAAAGCAUUCUGGGUAAGUGCCUUCAUCAUGAAUCAGAGACAAUCUGAGCCCCCUCCCCCCCUCUCUCUGACAUCACGACGUGUGAUGUCAGUGUUUUUAACGUGCCAAUCCAUGUGACCAAACUGUAAUAAUAAAUAAUUCUGUUUCUGAUUAUU
Sander lucioperca (pikeperch) is the source of this 1697-nucleotide messenger RNA. It is a transcript of the gene slc30a7, whose product is annotated as solute carrier family 30 member 7. Gene Ontology annotation, biological process: intracellular zinc ion homeostasis; transmembrane transport; zinc ion transport. The record is from RefSeq and is a predicted model, not a curated record. Bases 119 to 1324 code for a protein of 401 amino acids. Gene Ontology annotation, cellular component: membrane; Golgi apparatus. The transcript has 11 exons. Gene Ontology annotation, molecular function: zinc ion transmembrane transporter activity. NCBI's taxonomy places the organism in Eukaryota, Metazoa, Chordata, Actinopteri, Perciformes, Percidae.